GGGGAAUCCUAUAGAAACUUAAAUUCCGUACGGUGAUAAUUAAAGUGGGUGGAACUUGGUUAAAGUUCAUGGAAAUUAGUUCCCCUCGUUAGUAAAAUACUGCACUUGUCACUUGUAUUGAAUUGUCCUCAAAUAUGGAUGAGCCCAACUCCGAACCAAGUACGUCUCCCGACACGAUCGGUAACACACAACUUGUCCCCUUGAUUAAAGUUCCAAAGCACAGCGGAAUGAAAUGUCAGAUUUUCGCAAAAUUGGAGUUUCGCAACAAGCCAAGCAAGUCAAUUUAUGACAGACUUGCAUUAGCUUUAAUCAAUAAAGCGGAAUUGGCUGGGAUUAUGGAACCCGGGUCGACUCUCAUCUUUGGCCCAGAUCCAGAAUUUUGCUUUGCCUUACUCAACAUAUGCAAUUCCAAGCAGUACAAAUUUCUCGCCUUGGUUCCCGAAUCUAUCGUCACAACCACACCCACUCCACGGUUGGUGCAUGAUUUGAAAAAUUUCGGAGCAACAAUUCACCCAAUUCCGGAAAGUUUCGUAACUUCGAAGGAAUUAUGUCUCAAUGAAAAAGCUCAAGCUUUAGCAGAUUCAGAAGGAGGAAUCAAUCUCAUAGCUUUUGUUAUGGCGAAUGAUGGCGUUUUUAAUUCUGAAAUUGAUCAAUUAACACAAGAAAUUGAAAAGUCUGAAGUCGUACCACACGUAUUUGUGGGUGAAUUAGAUAAUCUCGGAAUCCUUGACAGAGUAUCACAGAAAUUGUCCCAGAGUUUCCCAACCUGCAAAAUUUUCGGGGUCGAGUCUGAAGUGUAUUCCAUCGCCAACAAAUGGAAAGGUUUCCAUCGCCCCAGUCAGCAUCCUGGCACAAACGUGGUCACCAUCCUGGAACGGGGAGCUUUCCGGCUUGCCCGAGACCUGAACAAGAAGGAGGACUUGUAUUGCGGAGAAAGGGGUGGGGCCGUAAUGGCCGGCGUGCUUAAAAUUAUGGAUGACUUGCUCCCAGAAAAAAAGCAUGACAAGGAUUUCGUCAUCAUUUGCACACUGCCCGAUUCCCUGUACCAUUCGCACGGAAAGUUUCUGAACGUCGACUUGAUGAGAGAAAAGGGCUACAUGCCUGAAGCAGAAUUUACCUCGCUCUACUGGUGGUACUUUCUGGGCGUGGGCAACCUCACGUUCAACACGUUCCCCUCCAUCGUGGCGAACGCUUCAGUGAAACAAGCCGCCUCCGUGCUAAAGCUGCAUCCCAGAAUUCUCGUCUGGACAAAACCUGAUCAUCAGAGAGAUGUGGAAAAUAUUCUCGGCGUUUUGACCGAGGAUGCGAUGAAAUUGAUUGAAGUCAAUUACAAGGAGGAGGAGAAAAGGGGUGAUAUUAGUUUGAACGAUUGUGCAGAAUUUCUUCAUCCAUUUGGAGCACUCGACUGUCGCGGAAAAUUGGGCGAAUUGGACAAAAUUCUGGAAACGUAUCCAUUUUCCGUUAUCUACAAUGACAUUUUUGAAUUUACUGCUGGAGCUGCUGCCCCCACGUAUUUUAAAACACCGCUGGCCCUGGUCUCAAUUAAGGAAAUGAACGAAUGGACAUUUUCAGUUGAAGAACAUCAUCGUCUACAAUACGGGUGGGAACCGGGGGUCGGAUUUAUGAUGGAGAACAAUGAACCUCAAGAACAAGAACCUGGAAAAACAACCGACUCCAAUACGAACGACAUUUAAUGCAAAUCUAAUACAAUAGCAGAAAUAUAGCGUUUUUGUAAAUGCAUACAGAAAUAAAAUCCAAAUUGUUAAGUACACAAUUAAAUCCGGAGGUGACAUUUACAUAAACAACAAAUGUUUUGAAAAUAAUUUGUAUUAUUUUCGAUCCCAAUAUUGACAAACAUUUAGAUACUUAUUAUUGCACUUACAUAUUUACGACAUCGUUCAGCCACGCUCUUUGUGUUCGUUUUGAAAAUGACGAUUAAAUCAGUCUUGUUUCUCAUUCUGCUAAGUUUUGGAGAUGCAGCUUUUCAAACCCCCAAGAAAUCAUACGGGCGAUCAAGACUUGUCAUUUAUGCUGGAAAAGAUCGCCAUGAAGUUGAUGGACAGACCUGUUCAGUCGGGAUAGCAUUCGCACAACCGACGGUGUUAUCUUGCAUUUGCAUUAAUGGAG
Folsomia candida is the source of this 2127-nucleotide messenger RNA. RefSeq names its product cysteine synthase. Gene Ontology annotation, cellular component: cytoplasm. Bases 135 to 1694 code for a protein of 519 amino acids. NCBI's taxonomy places the organism in Eukaryota, Metazoa, Arthropoda, Collembola, Entomobryomorpha, Isotomidae. Gene Ontology annotation, molecular function: cysteine synthase activity. The record is from RefSeq and is a predicted model, not a curated record. The transcript has 7 exons.